AUUCAACUGGGAAGCUAUCCCGCCCUCCCUUUCUCGGCAGGGCGCGGGAGGCGCUUGCCGCUCCGGCCCCUCCAGGUGUGCCAGUGAAAGAGAUGAGUAGGCGCAGGAAUGAGGGAGGGAGGGAAGGAAGGGGCUACAGGAAAGAAAAGGCAGGCAAGAGAGACUGAGGGGAAAGCUGGCAAACUUCUGGCUGGCUCCCCUAUUGUUUGACCAGACUGCUGCUGAAACGCAGACCCAAAGGAAUUAGCUCCUCACUGGAGAGGCUGAAGUUGGAUUUAGGAUAAUCUGAGCUUCCCAAAAAGCAGCUGUCCCAGGAACUCUUAUUGAAUUGAGGGCAAAACGCCAAAAGCAGCUCACAGAAGCAGAGAUAUUUCUACCUGUGACUUCUGAGCAUGACAGGGCCUGUGGAUAUGGACAACCAGACCUCAAGCCUCUCAAAAGUGGAGGAGGAGGAAAGUAUCUUGUGGGAGAAGAUUGAAAGUGUGCGGCAUCAGCUCACCCGAUCUCUAAACCCAGCCAAGCUGACGCCAUACCUGCGCCAAUGUCGUGUGAUAGAUGAGCAAGAUGAAGAGGAGGUACUGAGUGCUUACCGGUUUCCAUGCAAAAGCAACCGUACAGGACUCCUCAUGGAUAUUCUUCGAAGCCGAGGGAAGCGGGGCUAUGAAGCGUUCCUAGAAUCCUUGGAGUUUUAUUAUCCCGAACAUUUCACCCAAUUGACAGGGAAGCAGCCUGUUCAGCGCUGUUCUAUGAUCUUGGAUGAGGAGGGGCCUGAAGGCCUGACACAGUUCCUGAUGAUGGAAGUGAAGAAGGCAAGGGCCCAAAGGAAAGGGCAUCUGACCAAAGAGCACCAGCUUCAGGUGAAAAACCAGGCCUUGCAGGAGGAGGUCACUCAGCUGAAGCAACAGCUGCAGGAGCUGCAGAAGGUGCAGGAGCGUUGCCGGAGGUUCCAAGAGGAGUGGAAUUCCAACAGCAUGGAGCUGCUGAGACUGAAGGAUGAGAACUACAUGCUGGCCAUGCGCUAUGCGCAGCUAUGUGAGGAGAAGAAUGCUGCUGUCCUUCGGAGCAGGGACUUGCAACUGGGGGUGGAUCAAUUGAAAUGCAAGGUGAGCAGCCUGGAGGAAGAGUGCUCUGUGCUCAAGAAACAGGCAUCCGAGGCUCCCCAACGAGAGGCGGAAGAACACAGCAUUGCAGACACCAUAUCAGAGUUGCAAGCGGAGAACCAGAGGCUCAUAGCUUCACUACAGGAGCUGCAGAAUGUGGUGCAGAUGGCAGGUGAAGGCCAGGUACCAAGUUCUGAACGGAUUCUUCUAGAUAUUCUGGAACAUGACCGGAAGGAAGAACAAGCUGACCGCCAGGAACUUUGCCAGAAACUAGACUCUGUGCAAAAUGAGCUGCAGUGGGCAGAGGAGUUGAGAGAUAAGUAUUUGCAGGAAGUGGAGCUCCUCCAGCUGAAGCACCAGACCCUGCAGAAGAACUGUGACCUGUACAAGCACAGAAUGAACACUGUACUGUCUCAAUUGGAGGAGAUUGAGAAGGAAAGAGAUCAGGCAAUCCAGAGUCGAGAUGGCAUUCAAGUGCAGUACUCCCAAAGCCUUGUUGAGAAGGACCAGUACCGCAAAUGUGUUAGGGCUUUGGAAGAGGAGAGGGAUGAGUUGCUGAGCAAACUGACCCAGGCAAAAGGCAAGAUCAACACACUGGAGGCCCAGCUGCAGCGAUGCCAUUGCUCCAGGGCCUUGGGCAAGAAGAUGUGUUCCUCUUCCCAUUCACUCUGUUCCAUCCUAAGCAGCACCUGGAGCAUUAUUGACAAGCCUUCCCUCCUGGAGGACGGAAUUAUAGAUACUUCUGGCAUCCUGGAUGUUGUCUUCCCUGAGGACUACAUAAACCAGAAAGCGGAAGUGACUCCAGACAGAGAGAAGGAAAUUAACCGCCUUUCCAUCUUUCCCUUCCCACCCUGUGCUGGCUCCAUACUUCGAAGGCAGCGUGAAAAUGGAUGGAUGCACUCCAAGAGUCAGUCUUAUGGGUCCUUUGGCAGCAUGGAAGACUUGACAGGAAGCAUUACAACAACUGUCUCAUCCGCCAAAUCACCCUCCUCUUCCAUCAGUGCGCACGCCAGGACCAAGUCAGAAAUUUGCUUGUCUAGCACAUCUGACCAGCAAGAAUUUGCUAGAAGAUCUGUUGUGGUACAGUUGCCUAGUGCAGGUCAGCUGUGCACUCCAGUGCCUCAAAGCAGGGGACUCGCCGGGGAUAUCUCCAUCCUUGGAGGAAACAGGACUGGGGUUUUUAUUCAGUGGGUGAGGCCAGGUUCUGCAGCUGAGCGUUCAGGGCUUCGAGAGGGAUGCCGGCUACUAGAGCUUAGGGAGAUGCAGCUAAAUUGGCAGGUGUUCUCUCUGGAGAAUUGUAGCCGGGAGGUAGCUUAUCUGAGCCUGUUACACUGGGAUGACCCAUCUGCCCUCGUCUUUGUGCCUGAUAUGAAAGGAUACCAGCCUCUCAAAGAGGCUCUGGAUGCUGGGAAGGAGGUUCCGGGGGACUCAUUCUAUGUGCGCGUCAACCUGACCCUCCUGGACCUUGUGGAUCCUUAUGCCCUGUGUGUCAAGUGUCGAGAGAUCCUUCACGUCACGGACACCUUGCACAAGGGUCGGCUGGAGUGGUACUGUGCCCGGGUAGACCCCUUCACCCUCCGAGACUUGGACAGGGGCACUGUGCCUAAUUACAACAGGGCUCUCCAGCUGCUGAAGCUACAGGAGAAAGGUCAGGGAGUGGCCCGACAGAAAGGCUACAGGACUAAGCUAAGAAAACGAGCCUUGGGCCAACUCCGCCUGGCGAAAUACAGACAGCAGGGGGGGCAGGGGAAUGCCUUCCUGCAGGACCCUGGCUCAGAUGGAAUUUUGAAACCCUAUAGUCCAGUACACCCUCUGGUGGUUCAGACACAUCGUCCUGUGGUGUUUUCACCUGACUUCUUAGCACCCUGGCUCAUUAGGAACUUGCUGGACGUCCCUUCCUCUCUUCAGGACUUCUACUCGUACCCAGCAGGUAAACCCAAGAAGCUGACUGAAGAACGACUCUCUUCUGCCUCCAAACAUAAUACUUAUGGGAUUUCUCAAAGCCAGAGAGAUUGUGGGAGGAUCCAAGCCAUCCAGGAGGCUAUUGGAAAGAAUAAACAUUGCCUGCUAGAGCUGAAGGUCCAGAUGGUGAGGGAUCUAAUUAAAAGUGAAAUAUAUCCCAUUGUUAUCCAUGUUGAGGUCACUGCGAAGAAUAUCAGGGGAGUCAGGAGCUUGCUAGGGAAGUCAGGGCUGCGUGAUUCUGAGGUGCUGAAGCAGUGCCAAAGAGCCGAGCAGACCCUCCACAGCCUUCCCUGUUCGUGGACCUGGGUGGAUUCUCAGUCCUGGAGCAGUGCAGGGGAGCUGGCGAAGGUGCUGAAGGCUUGCAUCUUCCAGGAACAGACCAGGAUCGUAUGGGUUGAAGACAAUGAAAUGUGACCGGCACUAAUGUGGAGAAACUAGUGUCCUCUAUGAGGCACGUACAACCAGAAUAAAUGCACAUUGCCUCUGCAGGGCAGGGGCUUGGACUCUGUGGCCCGCUGGAGUUCUUCUACACAUCCUGUGCUCUUGCCUCAUGGGAUAUGUAGGUGUUCUAGCCUUUCCUUCCCAUGGCCUGAUCAACAGGAGAAACCUCUGUGGAAAUCAGCCCUCUGUGUGGUUGCCUCCUCAUUUGUCUGAACUGAUUGACUAAUUCCUCAGCCUUUAUCCUAGUCUACCAGGCUGGCCUGCCUUCCUCCCCCAUACCCUCACUGGGUCCCUUGUCUCUCCCUCCAUCCACAUCCCAGUGGCAGGGGGAAUGGAUGUGUUCACAUUCACACACACACACAGGCACACGGACAGUCCCUUUAGCCAAAGCGACUUAAAGUGGGCUUCUGAGACAUCCUUGUCACAGACUUUAUUGCAUGUAAAUUAUUAAUGAAUAGGGUUUUUUUAAUGGAAGACCUGCAUAUAAAAGAGAAUUAAAUAGUAUUUGUAAUGGAAAA
Molecule: messenger RNA, 4021 nt
Organism: Heteronotia binoei (common prickly gecko)
Lineage: Eukaryota; Metazoa; Chordata; Lepidosauria; Squamata; Gekkonidae
Gene: CARD10
Product: caspase recruitment domain family member 10
Exons: 22
Coding region: 393-3476 (1027 amino acids)
Biological process (GO): regulation of apoptotic process
Molecular function (GO): protein binding
Source: RefSeq, a predicted model, not a curated record